Molecule: messenger RNA, 1437 nt
Organism: Contarinia nasturtii (swede midge)
Lineage: Eukaryota; Metazoa; Arthropoda; Insecta; Diptera; Cecidomyiidae
Exons: 3
Coding region: 350-1126 (258 amino acids)
Biological process (GO): regulation of transcription by RNA polymerase II
Cellular component (GO): transcription regulator complex; nucleus
Molecular function (GO): DNA binding
Source: RefSeq, a predicted model, not a curated record
CAGUUUAGUAUAGCGAGAAUCGCUUGCACAUGCAAACGCUUUUUUGCAAAAUAUCGUACAUUUUCCCGUUCCUCAGUGGUUCUAUUUCGUAUUACAUUCAACUUAUUUCUUUAAACACACUUUAAAAUUCGUUUUUCAGUUCAGUUGUUUGUUUUGAAAUUCCUAUGUCUGCAGUCAUUUUGGUCUAAAUUGAAUUUUUGUCACCUAGCUUCGCAUACAUACAUUUUAUACACUUGACGAAACUAUACACACAAUCUGUGAUUGGCGUUGGCAUAGAGUGUGAGACUGAUACAGACAGACAGACCGACAGACAAAGACAGAGAUAGACAGAGAAAACGGGCCGAUCAGGAUGUCAGGCAUCGACACGGAGAAAUUCAUCGAAGACAUUUAUAACAAGCCAAUUAUAUGGAAUCGAAACUGUGGUUCCAACAAAUCGCUUACCGAAUCGACGUGGGAAAGCCUAUCGAAGAAAUUUGGCGCAUCGAUACCAACUUUGAAAGCGAAGUGGAAGGGUUUGAGAGACAUGUUUCGAGUUGAAAUUAAGCGCAUUCCGCGCAACGAAGCCGGUGAACAGCAAAUGCAACCACAUGAAUUUGAAUCAAAAUGGACACAUUAUCGAUCUCUCCUGUUCUUAGCCGAUCAUAUGCGUUCACGAAAUUCAAAAUCAUUGGAUGGCUCACAAAAACUCGAUGUAUACGAUUCAUAUUCAUAUGUUGCAGCUGAUUAUAAUGUAAUUGAACGUGGCGGUACAGAUGUGCAAGCGGUGAACUCCAUCAAACAGGAAGCAACAUUUGAUGUUACCAAAAAAUCACAACAACAACACCAACAAAAGCGAAAAAAUACCGAAUCACCAAUACCAGAAGAGAAUGUUGUUGCCAAUUUACUGCAAUCGCCAGAGGCGCAACAAAAUUCCAAAAAGCGAAUUCUCAAUUCAACGCCAAUGGAUUUGUUGACAGUGGGUGACGCAUCAGAAAUAGGUGACCGAAUUAUGAACGAUGAUUAUCAUUUUUUGUUAAGUUUACAGCCAUUUAUGUCUGAACUGCCUCCAAUCCAAAAAUUACGCUUAAGAAUGAAAAUACAAAAAUUAGUUUUCGAAGAAUUGUAUGCCAAUGAAAAUCUUUUAUAAUAUUUAGCAUUUAGUAGCAUCGAUUGGUGUAUGUGGAAAGAAACUUGCGAAUUGUAUAAGCAAAAGAUAGACAAUUUAAUAUACGAAACAAAGACAAACGAUAGCAGGUGAAACACCAACACCAAAUCGAAGUACGGCUACACAUUUACAACUGUUUCUGUCUGUAGAUAGACAUUUUUUUUUUCUGUAAAAAAAGUAUUCUCAUCGUUUUGCCUUUGUUUUAAUUAUACAUAAACGACACAUACAAAAAAAAACAUACUCAAACAAAAAAUCGCAUCGUUUCACAUAAUAAUGAUUCCCAAAAAAAAAAA